Messenger RNA from Theobroma cacao (cacao), 3062 nucleotides. RefSeq lists its product as uncharacterized. Lineage: Eukaryota; Viridiplantae; Streptophyta; Magnoliopsida; Malvales; Malvaceae. The record is from RefSeq and is a predicted model, not a curated record.
UAUUUCUUCUUUGAAUGAGAAAUGUGACCAAUAAUUAAUUUGACACAUCACAGUACACAACUUAGCUGAUGAUUCUUUAACUAAAUCAGCCUGUUUUAACCUGAGAUAUAUUGCAGAGAGUUCUUUUGAUUUAGUAUUUUAAUUGGAAAAAUUGAAAUUAAGUGGAAAUAGAGAAAUAGCAAGUCAGAAAGUUGGAACUAAGCUAUUGUGGGUUUGGCUUGGUAGCAGAAGUUAGGCCAGCUUGAAGAAUAAUCAAGAAAGUUGGGAGGAUUUCCACAAUGUCGAAAUUAGUGAAUAAAAGGCGCCUUUAAUGCCUUAGGUUAAAGCUUACUAGCUCUGAUAUGAAUCCAAAGGGGGAUAGGGAAUCAGUGGACCUUGAAGGAAAAAAAUUUGACUUCAUGUCUUUGAUGAUGUUGGUUUUGUUAUAGUAAACUCAUUUAGCCAAUCACAGAAUGGUUUAUGUUUUUCUCAAUGCAGAGGGGAAGGAGAAAGUAAAGCAAAGAUACGAAUUUAAGAAGGAUUUUGGGAUUUUCUAAAUCCCACAUGAUGACUACUCACCAACUAUCAAUGAUCACAUUUGAACUAUAAAACUGAAAUUCUGGCAUGGCUUUCCCCUCAAGAAACCAUGGGGAAGUCCUCUGUUUGCUGAUCCUAUAGCUCAUAUUCUUGGAAAGAACAUAAAUCUAGACAGCAAUGGCCUUCACCAGUUGUUUCUUAUUGGCUUUCUCUAUUGUUGUCAUGCUUUCAGGCAUUGAUACAAACUUGGCAGCUCGCUAUCUGCUUGACAAGACACGGUCUCCAGCUCCAUCUGUGCUGUCCGUGUCUGCUCCACAAUCAUCACUGCCUCCGCACAGUUCAAAAUCAAGUUUCACAGCACCUGCAGAGCCUCCUUUGGCCGGCUCUCAACCAUCCGUUUCUAGUUCCAUGCCCAGUUCAUCAGAAUCAACGACACCAUCCUCAGCUUCAGAUAAACCAUCUCUGCCUAAUUCUACGCCAAGCUUGACACAGCCCGCAGCAGCGCCUAAAGCUUCUACUCAGCCAUCUUUAUCUAAAACAAUCCCAAGCUCAACACAGCCCACACCCUCUCAGCAAGCUUCCCGUAAUUCAAUCCCUGGCUCGAGAGAACCAACAAUGGCUCCAAUGGGUUCCUCUCAUCCGUCCUUGUCUAAUACAGAGCCAAGCUUGACACAACCCGCAAUGUCACCUUUAGCUAAUGCCCCACCAUCUUCGUCUACUAAUAAUCCAUCUCUGUCCAAUUCAACAAACAACUUGGCACAGCCUGCUGUGGCACCUAUGGCUUCUACUCAUCCGUCUUCUCCAGAUAAAGUACCAAGUUUGGCAGUGCCUGCUACCUCGCCUUCAGCUACUACCCAACCAUCGUUGCCUACUAAUAAUUCACCUUCGUCCAAUUCAAUGCCAGGCUUGGCACAGCCUGCUAUGGCACCUAUGGAUUCUACUCAUCCAUCUGCACCAGGUAAAGUGCCAAGCUUGGCACUGCCUGCAACGUCUCCUUCAGAAACUACCCAACCAUCGUUGCCUAAUCCAUCUUCGUCCAACUCAACAUCAGGCUUGACACAACAUGGAAUGGCACCUAUGGCUUCCUCUCUGCCAUCUUCACCAGAUAAGAUGCCAAGCUUGACACUGCCUGCAACAUCACCUUCUGCUACCAGCCAACCAUCUUUGCCUACUAAUAGUCCAUCAUUCUCCAAUUCAACGCCAAGCUUGGCACAACCUGGAAUGGCACCUAUGGCUUCCUCUCAACCAUCAUUGUCAAACUCAACGCCGAGCUUGGGACUGCCUUCAAUGUCGCCUUCUGCUACCAGCCAACCAUCUUUACCUGCAAAUAUUCCAUCGUUCUCCAACUCAACACCAAGCUUGGCACAACCUGGAAUGGCACCUAUGGCUUCCUCUCAACCAUCAUUGUCAAACUCAACGCCAAGCUUGGGACUGCCUUCGAUGUCGCCUUCUGCUACCAGCCAACCAUCUUUGCCCACAAAUAUUCCAUCGUUCUCCAACUCAACACCAAGCUUGGCACAACCUGGAAUGCCACCUAUGUCUUCCUCGCAACCAUCAUUACCAAACUCAACGCCGAGCUUGACACAACCUGGUAUGGCACCAAUGGCUUCGUCUCAACCAUCAUUGUCAAAUUCAACUCCAAGCUUGGGACUGCCUUCAAUGUCGCCUUCUGCUACCAGCCAACCAUCUUUGCCUACAAAUAGCCCAUCGUUCUCCAACUCAACGUCAAGCUUGACACAACCUGGAAUGGCACCUAUAGCUUCCUCUCAACCAUCUUCGCCUGAUAAAAUCCCAAGCUUGGCAUUGCCUUCAAAUUCACCUUCUAAUACCACCCAACCGUCGUUGCCUAACAAUAUUAAUCCAUCAUUAUCCAACUCAACCCCAAGCUUGACACAACCUGCAAUAUCACCUUCAGCUCAUCAAGCUUCGCCCCAAUCCUCAAUGACACCUACGGCUUCACCAAAUCAUACAUCUCCGUCUAAUAUUGCACCGAAGGCUUCCUCGCAACCAUCUUUACCAAACACGACUCCAAGCUCGACACAAUCAGCAGUUGCGCCUUCUCCUACUGCUCAUCCAUCUUCGUCUAAUACAACGUCAGGGUUAAAACAACCCGCGAUGGCGCCGCCAAGGACAUCUGAGACACCUUUGCGUGGAGCUUCCUUGCCUCCACUUUCUGGCAUGAACCCCACUACGCCAACAAAUGCAAGCACAACGCUACCGUCAAUCCCAACGAAAAUCUCUUUCCCAUUCCUUCCGCCACCAUCUACCAAAACUAGGCCUUGAAAUAACUUAUAUUCUCAAUUGCCUAGUAUGCAAGAUAAGUAUUUUAAUUAAUGUUAAGAAUAAAACGGUGGAUAUCCUCUCUCACCAGCCUAAUCAAAAUAUCAAAUGAUUCAAAUAAGCAAAAUGACUUGGAACAUACAUAUUUAGCUAUUUGUUUUUGGCUAAUUUCUCAGGAAAAAAAAAAAGUCAUGUAAAUACUUGUAAUCUUUUCUCCUGUAUUUUUUAGACAUUUGAGAAAAUUUAAGGAAGAGAAUAAAUUCAAU